AUGCCUGUGACGCCUAUACUAUGCGAAAAUGCAUCCCCAUUUCCGAUUCGCUCGAACUUGAAUCAGCAGUUGAACAACGAUUUAAAGACACCCAAUACGGGGCGCGACACGCCUCUUCCACAAUAUGAGAAGACCCAAUCAGUGCCUUUCACACUGAAUCUUCAGGAAGAUGCAAGAAAUCCUGGCCAAUUUCAGCUAGUCUUCAACAUCGGGUCCAAGCCGCAAGCGCCCCACGGAAUACCCCUAGGCGAAACAGUAACUCAUGGCGUCCUAGGGGUUGAUCGAGAUGACCCGAAACCCAACACGGAGCGGCCAGUACUCUAUCAAACUCAAAAGUCGAGCCCACCUACUACACCAGUGAAAGAUCAACAAGGCUGGGCUGAUUUGGAUCACGUGCCUCCCGAAUUCCUCAAGAAAGUCGUACCGGACUGGAACGUGUCGUUCUCGCGGAGCGAUUCAGCAGCAUCAACACAAUCAAAACGCCUUUCCAAUAUCGGAGCUAAGAUCAAGAAAACGGGAAAGGGUUAUGUAGUACGGUUAUUGAAGCGUUCUGCCGCAGACACCGACCAAAUUGCUGAGGUAGACCUGGGUCAACAUGCCUUGACCAAACAGGAUUUACCCGAACAGGCCCUGGAUGAAUUGGCGCUUGAACCCCAUGAGUUGGGUGACACAUGUAAGCCAGCCGAGUUAUAUGCUCCUUCUGCUCUUCCGUCAGACAUCGACAUAGAGCAUCACUCUGCCCCGGGAACAGAAUCAAAUAGCGACAGCCAACUAACACGAACUGAUGUAUUCGAGAUUGGUACUUCGAACGAAGAUGGCAUGCAAAGACCACAACAGUCUCCAACGCCCAUACAGGCUCCUCCUGUUGUGCCAUCUCCAAGGGUCCUGACAAGGAACAGUUUGGCCAGAUACUCUAUCGCGGAGGAUAGUCUAAGCGAUGCGGAGACGUUGAUACCAGAAGUUCGUAUCCAUAAUGAACAAACCGAUUUCGAGCGUUUCUUCGGAAGUACAUCAGUUGUUCCUACAAGAUCAGGCUCGGUUUCUAGCAUCAUGAAAACACCUACACGCGGCUUGUCCAUCCGCGCAGUGCAUAAGAGGGUGGAGAAAAGGCCACGCUAUGGUAUGAAGGGUCGGGUAACGAGCCUGGACCUUAGAAGAUCAGAUGCCCAUAAGUCUAUCAAGCGUCGCCCUUCCCCAACGAUCUUUGCAGAAACUUCCGUGUUGCGAGAGCGCCGGUUGACUCCUACCAAGUCCACCGACUACGAUGACAACUUGAAGGCAGACGAAUAUAGUACCUGGCAACACUCCGUCCGUAACACUGGUGUGGUGAACACCCGGCAUCUGCGUCACGUAUCUGCAGAUGACCUACAAGUGCCAGCGGUUUCGAAAGGAAAACUUCGUUUGCAAACCAAUAUCCCCCAAGCUAAAUCUGCGCAAGUAUCGCCCAUGACUCGACGGAGGAAAUCUCCCAGGAUACGUAAAUCGAUCUCGUCUUCCGCAUCGCCAGUCGAACCAGAACAUGUGAGAGUUAGCUGUUCACCCGAGUGGACAGAAGUGAAUCAUUCAGAUAAACUCCGCGAAGCUUUGAAGGAGGUCUUGGGUUCAACUAUUCCAAAACUCGAAGAUGAUCAUGCAGAAGGAGUAACCCCGAGGCAAACCCUACCAGAGAUUAUUGAGCCGGUAGAGGACGAACAUAUUGGUGAAAUACCAUUACCAUCUGAGGUUGAGAUACGCUCCGCUCCGACCAACGUUCGUAGUCCGACGUUGUUGUACUGGGGCCUUGCUUUGAGCGCAUUGUCUGACAAGGCGUACGAAGGCUUCAAGCUGCUUCGGGACGCGUUCGGCACAGAGCCUCCUGUACCGCGAGGGCACGUUCGUGUCCGGUGGACUUGCUCUUGUGGUGAGUCGCUGUAUGAUGAUUUCAUCGAGCAACGACCCAAUGCCGCCCGACUUCUGGAAGCCUUCCUUAACCGCCCAAGGGCUCAUACUCCUAGGGAUCCAAAUAGCCAAGGGAGCUCAGCGUCAUCAAUGGCGUCUAUCUUCGAGGCCUCCAGUAGAGCUUCGACAUUAGCAACACCAGUAUCAGCACACGGCAGUUCAGCCUCGUGGGCUAGAGGCAGUGAUCCAUCCAAAUACAGCCCUUCUCGCACACGUGCCAAUAACCCGUUCAGUUUCUCUAUGCGCCCAUUCGAUACGGAAUCCUGGUUAUUGACAUGCGCAAACGAAGGGCGUCUUACACCCAAGAUCGUCCACCUCGAUGUCAAUCAAGGCAGAAUCAGAAGCGACAAGGACCUAGCAAUGGUGUUACGAGAGCACUACAACCAGCUGAACCACCGAUGGUUCAACUGGGCUCGUCUCCGCGGUCUGACAACCAUUGAAUUCGUUCAAUUCGAAAUCCACCGCAACCGCUUCGCUGAUAUCCGUGCCGCGCCGUCCAUGCCCCCUAGGUCUGCAACCUCGUCAGCAUCAACAGCUGACCCCGAGAAAUCCGCAGGACUGUCUCUGCAUCCAUAUUCUUUUGAGCCCAAUGACCUGCUCCCGCCAGUGGGUAGCACAUAUCUAGUCCACCUCUUCAAGCACCCGAACGAUUAUGACGGCGAGAUGAUAACGUAUUUGCGUAGUCCGAAGCGUCGCGAGCGACUCGAGUUUGGAAUGGGUUGGGGUGUCCAUCUUGUGGAAGGAUUUCUUGCGCAGCGCGUGUGGGCAGUUACGAUGGCGAUAUUUGGGCUCGGUAGCAUGGCGUUUGCGAUUCUGUGGACGCUGAAGAAGGGAGAUGUACAGGGCGCAUUCGGUGUCGCGCAAUGGGUGCUCGGUAUUGCAGUGUUGUUGGUCGGGGGUCUGCAGGCAUGGCUGGAGUAA
Pyrenophora tritici-repentis Pt-1C-BFP is the source of this 2859-nucleotide messenger RNA. The record is from RefSeq and is a predicted model, not a curated record. Lineage: Eukaryota; Fungi; Ascomycota; Dothideomycetes; Pleosporales; Pleosporaceae.